Molecule: messenger RNA, 3401 nt
Organism: Oncorhynchus nerka (sockeye salmon)
Lineage: Eukaryota; Metazoa; Chordata; Actinopteri; Salmoniformes; Salmonidae
Product: tripartite motif-containing protein 16-like
Exons: 6
Coding region: 67-1710 (547 amino acids)
Molecular function (GO): zinc ion binding; protein binding
Source: RefSeq, a predicted model, not a curated record
CUGAGGAAACAAAACUGAUCUGAGUCUCUGUGUCGUCUGUCUGUGUGAGAGUGAACAACCGUCCAAAUGGCUCAGCAGGGAGUUCUGCUGGACCAGGACCAGUUCUGUUGUUCUGUCUGUCUGGAGCUACUGAAGGAGCCGGUCACUACUGCCUGUGGACACAGUUACUGUAGGAGCUGUAUUGAGGACUGCUGGGAUCAGGAUGUUCUGAAAGGGGUCUAUAGCUGUCCUCAGUGCAGAGAGACCUUCACUCCAAGGCCUAAUCUGAGGAAAAAUAACAUGUUGGCUGAGAUGGUGGAGAAACUGAAGAAGACAGGACUCCAGGCUGCUCCCUCUCCUGCUCUGUGUUAUGCUGAACCUGGAGAUGUGGUGUGUGAUUUCUGCAUUGGGACCAGAAAGCAGAAAGCCCUCAUGUCCUGUCUGGCAUGUCUGGCCUCUUACUGUGAGACUCACCUCCAACCUCACUAUGAAUCUCCUGCUUUCAAGAAGCACAAGCUGGUCAAAGCCACCGCACAACUACAGGAGAAGAUCUGCUCUCAUCAUGACAAACUGCUGGAGGUUUACUGUCGUACCGAUCAGCAGUGUAUCUGUUAUCAGUGUGUGAUGGAUGAACAUAAAGGCCAUGAUGCAGUGUCAGCUGCAGCAGAGAGGACUGAGAAACAGAGGCAGCUGAGGAUGAGUCAGCAGAGAUUCCAAGAGAGAGAGAAGGAGCUCCAACAGGCUGUGGAGUCUUUCAAGCGUUCUGCACAGGCAGCAGUGGAGGACAGUGAUCAGAUCUUUACUGAGAUGAUCUGCUCCUUUGAGAGAAGGCGCUCUGAGGUGAAGGAGCUGAUCAGAGACCAAGAGAAGGCUCAAGUGAGUCAAGCUGAAGGACUCCUGGAGCAACUGAAGCAGGACAUAGCUGAGCUGAGAAAGAGAAGCACUGAGUUGGAGCAGCUCUCACACACAGAGGAUCACAUCCAUUUCCUCCAGAGUCAUCAGUCUCUCUCCAGUAUCAGUGUAUCUUCAGACUUACCCAGCAUUGUUGUCCAUCCUCUUCAGUACUAUGGAGAUGUGAGUAAGACUGUGUCUGAACUGAGAGAGAAACUAGAAGACUUCCUUAAAGGAGAAUGGACCAAGAUCUCGUCUACAGUGAAUAUAGUGGAUGUUGUACUGCCUCCAGAGCCCAAGACCAGAGAACAGUUGUUACAAUAUUCCUGUCAGCUCACACUGGACCCAAACACAGCAUACACACACCUCUCUCUGUCUAAAUGGAACAGAAAGGUGACCUAUAAACGCAAAAUCCAACCAUAUCCUGACCAUCCAGACAGAUUCACCAACCACUACCAGGUUUUGUGUAGAGAGGGUCUGUCUGGACGCUGUUACUGGGAGGUGGAGUGGAGUGGUUAUGUUAUUACAGCAGUCUCAUAUAAAGACAUCAGCAGAACAGAGACAGGUAAUAUAUUUGGACUCAAUAACAAGUCCUGGGGUUUACAGUGCUUUAGUGAUGGUUAUUGUUUCAGACACAAUAAUGUUGACACUAAAGUAUCAGGCCCUCAGUCCUCCAGAGUAGGAGUGUACCUGGAUCACAAGGCAGGUACUCUGUCCUUCUACAGUAUCUCUGACACAAUGACCCUCCUCCACAGAGUCCAGACCACAUUCACUCAGCCCCUCUAUCCUGGGUUUUGGCUACGUAGUUGUAAAAGUACUGCUGAGCUGGUUAAACUGUAGUAGGGUCCACAUAGAUACUAGUCAUGCUGGUGUAGUCUAUAGCUGAGCUGUUUAAACUGUAGUAGUGUCCACAUAGAUACUAGUUAUGUUGGUGUAGUCUAUAGCUGAGAUGGUUAAACUGUAGUAUGCUCCACACAGAUACUAGUCAUGCUGGUGUAGUCUAUAGCUGAGCUGGUUAAACUGUAGUAGGGUCCACAUAGAUACUAGUCAUGCUGGUGUAGUCUAUAGCUGAGCUGGUUAAACUGUAGUAGGGUCCACAUAGAUACUAGUCAUGCUGGUGUAGUCUAUAGCUGAGAUGGUUAAACUGUAGUAGGGUCCACAUAGAUACUAGUCAUGCUGGUGUAGUCUAUAGCUGAGCUUGUUAAACUGUAGUAGGGUCCAUAUAGAUACUAGUCAUGCUGGUGUAGUCUAUAGCUGAGCUGGUUAAACUGUAGUAGGGUCCACAUAGAUACUAGUCAUGCUGUAAUAGUCUAUAGCUGAGCUGGUUAAACUGUAGUAGGGUCCACAUAGAUACUAGUCAUGCUGGUGUAGUCUAUAGCUGAGCUGGUUAAACUGUAGUAGGGUCCACAUAGAUACUAGUCAUGCUGGUGUAGGCUAUAGCUGAGCUGGUUAAACUGUAGUAGGGUCCACAUAGAUACUAGUCAUGCUGGUGUAGUCUAUAGCUGAGAUGGUUAAACAGUAGUAGGGUCCACAUAGAUACUAGUCAUGCUGGUGUAGUCUAUAGCUGAGCUAGUUAAACUGUAGUAGGGUCCACAUAGAUACUAGUCAUGCUGGUGUAGUCUAUAGCUGAGCUGGUUAAACUGUAGUAGGGUCCACAUAGAUACUAGUCAUGCUGGUGUAGUCUAUAGCUGAGAUGGUUAAACAGUAGUAGGGUCCACAUAGAUACUAGUCAUGCUGGUGUAGUCUAUAGCUGAGCUAGUUAAACUGUAGUAGGGUCCACAUAGAUACUAGUCAUGCUGGUGUAGUCUAUAGCUGAGCUGGUUAAACUGUAGUAGGGUCCACAUAGAUACUAGUCAUGCUGGUGUAGUCUAUAGCUGAGCUGGUUAAACUGUAGUAGGGUCCACAUAGAUACUAGUCAUGCUGGUGGUGAUGGUCACCAGAUGUGAUGGUCUGUUUUUCUGUACAAUAAUUUGUCUGACUGUAUAGUUGAAUUAAAAUGUAAUAUACUUAUUUUUAUCAAAUACAAUGUUUUAAUCUUGUACAUUUCCAUGAAUCAUGAUGUGUGGUGUUGAUGUAUAUUGGUUGUCAUUCAGAACCAUUGAUAUGUUUUCUCAAUCUAUGUAAUUCUCAUCAGUGGCAUUGAACAGGUAGUAUCACUAUCUAACUAACUAAACUAUAUGAGACAGACACAGAUGAAUCCUAGUCCUGGACUAAAACGUAUGUUCAAUGUAGAUGUCCAGGAAACCAGCCCUAAAUGUGGAAUCUUUCAUCCUCCCAUACUGCUCAGUCCAGCAACAUUAAACCUGUCCAGCAGGUGGUGGUAUUGACCAAACAAUAUAACCAGCAGAUAUCUUGACUUGCCACUCAGUAUAUCAGUAAUGUUCAGAAUAGUACUUUAAUAUCAUUGGAGAUUGAUGGUCUUUUUAAUCCACUAUCCAGAGUCAGGAACAGAUGAAGUUAGGUCUGCUACUGUUCAGUGAUUAAAUAUGACUUAUGGUGAUGGGAAAUAAAAAAUACAACACUAAACUUAA